Messenger RNA from Saccoglossus kowalevskii, 324 nucleotides. Its product is annotated as early growth response protein 1-like. NCBI's taxonomy places the organism in Eukaryota, Metazoa, Hemichordata, Enteropneusta, Harrimaniidae. The record is from RefSeq and is a predicted model, not a curated record.
AUGGCUACUUACCCUAGUGACGCAAUGACUACUUACCCUGGUGACACAAAGAUUACUUAUCCCAGUGACACAAUGGCUACUUACCCUAGUGACACAAUGGCUACUUACCCCAGUGACAGAAUGGCUAUUUACCCUAGUGACACAAUGGCUACUUACCCUAGUGACACAAUGGCUACUUACCCCAGUGACACAGUGGCUACUUACCCUAGUGACGCAAUGACUCCUUGCCCUAGUGACACAAUGACUACUUGCCCUAGUGACACAAUGACUACUUGCCCUAGUGACACAAUGACUACUUACCAUAGUGGCACAAUGUCUACUUAA